CCUUUUGUUCCGCUCACGUUCUUGUUCCUCUCUCUCGCUCGCUCUUCUUCUCUUCCUCGCCGCCGUUGCCAACUUCACCUCUCUCUCUCUCGCCGCCGCCUCCGCCGCCGCACGUGUUUGUUACGGUUAUUGGCUUCGUUGGAGAGGAAAAUGAUAAAGAGGAGAUUCUACAGGCUUGAUCGUGGCGAUAAGGAUGCCUCCGAUGCGUCUUCCUCAGAAGAAGAUGAUUAUGAACAGAACAACGAUGAUGAUGCUGGCUCAACAUCUUCUGGAUAUGAAAGUGAGGAUAGUUCUGUGAAAGAGGUGGAUGUCAAUUCAGCAGGUCUGCUAUCUAGUGAUGAUGAUGCUGGAACUAUACGUGAAAAGCAAGUGCUUAUUAACAGGGAGCUGCCUAAUAAACGUUAUUCUGAAAAGUCUAAUGCCUCAGCUAUGGCUGAAGAGAAACCUUUACCCACUGAAAUGACAUCCUAUAUCUUACAAUGCAAAUCAGUUUUUAAAUGCAGGAUAUGUCCUCGGAUUAUCUGUUUGAGUGAGGACACUUUGCGCGAUCAUCUUCAGUCAAAGAGACAUGCUCGAUCUGAAAAACUUUAUAAGCAAGGUAGACUAAAGGCCAUGCUGAACAUUAAUGGUGAAAUUGAGAAUGAUGAGGACUCAGAGACAGAGAUCCAAACCGAAGAUACUGAGGAAAAUGUGCAGAAGAAGAAGAAGAAGAAUAACAAAGGAGAGAAGCAGAAUAAGAAGAGAUUGGGAAAGAAGAAAAGUGACAAAUCAAACACAAGGAAAAUGCGGUCAACCAAAAGGCAAGCCAAGAAAAGCCGAAAAGAAUGAGAAGUGAGAUGUUUGUUUUCAACAAUUUGUGAAGGGGUUUUUUUUUUUCCGGCUACUGCCAUUUGCCUUCAUAUGUGAAGUCUGAUAUAUGCUCUGCUGAUGGGGCUUUCUGACCCCAUUACCCCUUCCUUCUUCGUCGCAUUUGGAUUGUGCACUUUUGCACUCUGCUUCCUGUAAUGUCUGAGAGCAUUUGAAAUUUCCUCCUCUAGGAGCACAUUAAUGUUAUCGAAUUCAAAGUUAUCUUGUAGAGACUAUUGCGCUUAUAUUAGUUUGAUAGCGGUGUGUAUGGAAAACUUUUAGUAUUUUGGUCAAAA
Molecule: messenger RNA, 1142 nt
Organism: Lotus japonicus
Lineage: Eukaryota; Viridiplantae; Streptophyta; Magnoliopsida; Fabales; Fabaceae
Exons: 7
Coding region: 151-828 (225 amino acids)
Source: RefSeq, a predicted model, not a curated record